ACAAAGUUGAGGAACAAUUGAUGCAUACCCAGAUUAAACAUUAACAAGUGAAACAAAAUGUUGAUACACCAACACUCCAUGCCAAUGGAGCCAUAGUUUCUGCCACUGAGAAGACUUACUGACUGUGGUGAUUCCAGUGCUAUUUUUCCACUUGUCGCCUAAAAAUGAAUGCAUUUCCAGAAGGUUAAUUGAAAGAAAAGGAGACAAUGGGAAAUUCAUAUGCUGGGCAACUGAAAUCUGCACGCUUUGAAGAGGCUCUUCAUAAUUCAAUAGAGGCAUCACUUCGUUCCAACAGUAUUUCUCCUCGACCAAUCUUCUCUCAGCUGUACCUUGAAUCGGAUCAGCCACCUCUAUCUCCUGAAGAUGUCAAACCAAAGAUAGAGGACCUUGAUAAAGAAAUUGAAGUCCAUCGUUACACACAGAGUAGUUCUUCUGGAUUCCCAGCCAUACAAGUUGGUAACGGAUUGGAUAAUGAAGAGGAGGAAGAAGAAGAGGAAAUGUGUGAGUCAAACAGCCCACCUAUUGCCUACAUGCAGAAACAUGUUCCAGAGGGAUCCUGCACUACAGAUGGUUUCUGCCAGGCUGGCAAAGACCUGCGUCUAGUAUCACUCUCUGCAGAACAAAUUGACAUUCCACCGGGCUUUGUGCUGGUAGGAGCCAAGUCUCCAAAUCUCCCUGAGCACAUUCUGAUCUGUGCAGUAGAUAAACGAUUUCUGCCAGAUGACAAUGGAAAGAAUGCACUUUUAGGUUUCUCGGGGAACUGCAUAGGAUGUGGGGAGAAAGGAUUUCGGUAUUUCACUGAGUUUUCAAAUCACAUCAACUUAAAGCUGACAACCCAGCCAAAGAAGCAGAAGCACUUAAAAUAUUACCUGGUCAAAAACUCUCAAGGUGUUUUCUCAAAAGGACCGCUGAUUUGCUGGAAAGAAUGCCGGACUCGUCAGUCACCUAGCAGUUAUUCAUCUACACUACCCUCUGCCAAGCCGGUUGCUGCAGUCGUGGGUGCUACUGCGCCAUCUCCAAAUAUAGACACCGUGUCAUCCAGUGGUUACUGUACUACGGUUGCCAGCUCUCAGACAGAAUCAACAUUUAGUCUUGGUCCAGCAACAUCUACUGCCAAUUACCCAGUAUGCCAGGACCUAUCCAGGAGUGGAAACAUAGCAAAACCUCUGGCUUUAUCUGUGCAACACCUUGGGAAACCUCCAAUUACAGGCAUCAUGACAAGCUCUGGACCACCAAAGAAACGUCAUCGUGGCUGGUCUCCUGGUUCUCCCAUAUCUGCACCUGCAGUAGUCCCUGUUCCAGCUGUGCAACCAGUGACAAGAUCUGAUGCUUUGCUACCCAUUCCUGUUCUUCAGUCAAUGACAGCUGGAGUUUUGCAGCCACAAGCAAUCCCUGCAGGGGAAACUGUUAUCAUCCCUGAAAACUUAUUAAAUAAUUCUGGAGUGAGACCUGUUAUUCUUAUAGGUUAUGGCACUUUACCAUAUUUUUACGGCAACGUUGGUGAUAUUAUAGUAAGUCCUCUACUCGUGAAUUGUUACAAGUUUCCACAGCUGACUUCAAUUGAGCUAGAACAGCUGGGAAUCUCCAACAGCCAAAUCCUAACGGUGGAAAACAUGAUCCUCUUGACAAUACAAUAUCUCAUUCACCUUGGUCCAGACCAGAUGCCUCUCAGGGAAGAAUUUGAACAAAUUAUGCUGAAAGCAAUACAGGACUCGAGUCUUAAAGACAGAUCCUUUCAAAUGGGAGGCCCUUCUUCCACUGUGUCUCCAGGACAAUUACCCUGGCUAGCUCGACUUGCUGCCAGUGUUUCACGAGAUUUGGUGCAAGUUGUUUUUACUCAAAACUCCCUGGCGGACGGCAUCUCAGAGACCUUAAGGAUGUUUGGUGAUGUACAUCUACAACAGAAAGUGCCUAACUAUGUAGUAGUCAUUUGUACAUCAAAGAUGAGAGGAAUUGAAUUCUGUGUGGUGGUUUUAGGUUACUAUCAAUCCAGAAUGCUGGCAGAGAGCAUGCUCACCACAAAUGAGUUCUUGAAGGAGAUCAGUUAUGAACUGAUUACCGGAAAAGUCAGUAUUUUGGCAUCUCACUUCAAAGCUUCCCCCUUUGGUGAUAACUUAGAUAAAUUCCUGGAUAAAUUUCAGCAGAGUCGAAGUAAUACUGUUGCUGUUCCAUUCAACGGAAAUGUUUCAGACUACGUUCCAUCAGACGAAGCUGCUACAAUGACAUCAAUGCGGUGUUUUGAUUCAGUCACUGAAGUGUUCCAGAUUCAUCCAUCUCAGCUUAGUAUUGCUCGAAAGCUAUUAUCUCAAGUUUGUGCCAUAGCAGACUCUGGAAUGCAAAACCUAGACUUGGGGCGUUUUGGCAAGGUUGACUUCAUUAUUUUAGUACCCUCUUCGGAGAUCCUUUUCCAGCAGACUUUGCAACGUAUUCGACAUUCAGGAGUUCUUGUAGACUUGGGUCUUGAGGAAAAUGCUGUAGCCUAUCAAAGGGCUGAGAAAUAUAUUAUCCGGUUAGACCAUGACAUUGAGAACAAAUUUGAUGCUUUCAUGAAAAAAGUCAAGCAGAAUCCAUACACAUUGUUUGUUCUUAUUCAUGACAACUCUCAUAUUGACCUUCCUAGUCUUGUUUCAGGCUCUGCAGCACAUGGGGAAUCCAGCCAAGGUCUGUCGGAUAAGUUUAUUAAUUCACGUGAGGCACUUGAGGCAUGCAACUUACUUAUGUUGCAGGUCAGCUCCUUUCCCUUCACUCUACAGACACAGCAGUCCCGUGUCAGCUCCUACAAUGAAGUACAUUGGAUACUGCCCAGCAGUCCUGAGGAGAUCAGCAAUGAGGAGAUGGUAUAUUUUGGUUUGUCUGAUUACAGUAAAUCCUUACAAUGGGGAAUCACAAGCCCUAUCCUAAGAUGUGAUGAGGCUUUUGAAAGAAUGGUGAAUACUUUGAUGGAAAGAUAUCCCAGAUUACACAGCAUGGUGAUCCGAUGCUACUUGUUAAUUCAGCAGUAUGCUGAAGCUAUGAUGGCUGUAACAUCAAUGAAUUUGCUGAGAGAGCACACUACUCCUGAGACUCUGAGUAUUAUGGAUGAUUUAAUUUGCUGUCCUGGGAAAGAUAAGAUUGGCCGUGGACAUAUGCUUUUGAUACGCGUGCCAUCAGUGCAGCUAGCAAUGCUUGCCAAGGAACGACUUCAGGAUGUUCGAGAUAAGCUUGGUCUGCAGUAUCGGUUUGAUGUACUCCUGGGCAAUCCUGCCAUGGAACUUAGUGUCGCCAAGCACUUUGUUACACGAAUGAAGGUAUGGAGAGGGUGUGAGCAGGAGGAAUGGAUCCCACACACCUAUCAGGAUCUGGAAGGUUUACCAUGUAUUGUCAUCUUAACUGGUAAAGAUCCACUUGGGGAAUCAUUUCCAAGGUCCAUGAAGUACUGUGACCUUAGGUUAAUUGACUCCAGCUACCUCACACGGACAACCCUUGAGCAAGAGAUAGGCCUUGCUUGUGGCUAUGUUUCUAAGAGUGCUGUCAGAGAAACCAUGGCAGUUCUGGAGCAAACGGAGAAGGAGCAAGAAAAAGUCCUUAUCAGUGAGAAUGAAUCUGAUGAAUUACAGAUUGAUCUAGAGAGGCCACAAAGUAACAGCAGUGCAGUCACUGGAACCUCAGGUUCCAUAGCAGAGAAUGGAGUGAGCUCCUCCAGUGCUCUGGACUCAUCACAGAAGCCUGUUUCAUCGCUUAGCUUUCAGAAUAUUGUAAAUAGUUCAAGUGAUGAAGGCACUUCAGCACGUACCUCAACCAAUGUCGUCAGUGAGGGCUGCAAACAAGAAUGUGACUUGGAAGGGAAAGAAACUGCAAACAGCACAGUCUCAAAAUCUUCCUCAUCCUCUGAGAAAUCUCGCCAAUUUAUGCUACUCAAUAAAGACUUCAGGACUCCACAACUCAUUUUUCCAAGAACAGUAAUUUUAUCAAAGCCAGUGUAUCAUCUUCUUGGCUCUGCAAAAAAUGAACAUUUAUGCUCCGCCAAUUUGUUGCCCCAUGCUGAUAUGGCUUGGACAAGCUCACUAAGAUCACUGUUUCACAAGGACUUGAGCAGUGAAGAACAGUCACUCUAUUAUAGACAAUGGACAAUUCCAAGGCAGCAUCAUGCAGACUUUAGCAAUAAAAGUGAGGGAAGUUCUGGAAAUUUUCAUCAGCGGCGGUUGUUAUUGACAGGACCACCACAGGUUGGGAAAACAGGUGCAUACUUGCAGUUCCUUAGGAUUCUUUUUCGCAUGCUAAUAAGACUUCUAGAGGUUGAUGUAUACAAUGAAGAGGAAAUUGAUGAGGAGAUGAAAGAAGCAAAUGAGCACACACAGGGAAUUAACGCACAGUGGCCUGACAUUGAACUCUUCAGCAAAAUGACCUUUGACCUCACAGUGCAUGAUCCAAAGUAUCGCCACAUAAGUUCUGUGUACUCAGACAAGCUGCCAAAGGUUAAGAUAGAAAGUUGCAAAGAACGCAGUCCAAAUGAAGGAUCAGCAAAGCGAGAGACUGUCUCUAUUAUGCUAACCAAGUAUGCUGCAUACAACACAUUCCAUCAUUGCGAGCACUGCCAUCAUUACAUAGACUUCAACCCUGCUGCACAGGUGUCUGAUUCUACGCUACAUGCAUUUACAUUUUCUUCCUCCAUGUUGGGAGAGGAAGUGCAGCUUCAUUUUAUUAUCCCCAAGUCAAAGGAGCAGCAUUUUAUCUUCAGCCAGCAGGGUAAACAUCUGGAAAGUAUGCGUCUGCCUCUUGUCACAGAUAAGAAUCCAAAAUCAGUGAAGAGUCCUAUCUUUACACCUACUACAGGGCGACAUGAGCAUGGCCUUCUGAACCUCUACCAUGCCAUGGAGGGUGCAAACCAUCUUCACAUCCUCGUGGUUAAAGAGUUUGAAAUGCCUCUCUAUCGAAAAUACUGGCCCAACCACAUUAUGUUGGUGUUACCAGGCAUGUUCAAUGAUGCAGGGGUGGGCGCUGCCCAUUUUCUAAUCAAAGAACUUUCAUACCACAAUUUGGAAUUGGAACGAAACCGUCAGGAAGAGAUAGGGGUCAAACGACAGUGCGUCUGGCCAUUUAUACUUGUCAUAGAUGACUCUUGUGUCCUUUGGAAUAUUCAUAAUAUAACAGAACCAAACAGUGAAACAAAGGAACCUACGAUUUCCACAAAGAAUGUUUCCUUGAAGACCAUAAUGCUGCAUAUUGAGGCCACACCAAAGAUUACUCAUUACGCGCUCUGUGGAAUUCAAAAAUGGAACAGCAAGUUGAAUGCUAGCAAACUGAAGACACCAUUCUCUCGCUGUCACAUACAUGACUUUAUAUUGUUGAAUGUUGAUCUUACGCAGAAUGUACAGUAUGAUCUGAACAGGUAUACCUGUGAAGACAUUGACUUCAACCUACGGACAAAUAGCAGUGGUUUACUCCUUUGUCGAUUCAACCACUUUAGUCUCAUGAAGAAAUAUAUCCAGGUUGGAGGACAUAAAGAUUUUGUUAUCAAACCCAAGAUCAUGGUGAGUGAAAGCCUCAAUAUGAUUUCUGCCUCUCAGUACGUCUGUGCUCCAGAUAGUGAAAGCACAAUGCUGGCUGCUCCUGCCCAGUUCCUUCUGGAAAAGUUUCUGCAACAUGCUAGUCACAAACUCUUUCCUAAAGCUUUACGCAACAGUAAGAACCCUGUGUUAGCCAUUGAUUGCUACAUGAACCUGGGUCCUGAGAUUUCCGUGUGUUAUGUAAGUUCACGACCUCACUCAGUUAACAUAAAAUUCGAAGAGGUGUUGUUCAGUGGCCUUCUCCUCUACCUCUGUGACUCAUUCGUUGUCGCUGACUUUCUCAAAAAAUUCCUCUUUCUUAAAGGUGCCACACUCUGUGUGAUUUGUCAAGACCGAAGUUCAUUACGUCAGACUAUUGUACGCCUGGAGCUGGAAGAUGAAUGGCAGUUCCGGCUGCGUGAUGAGUUCCAGACGGCCAGCAGCAGUGAUGAUAAGCCACUUUAUUUUCUUACUGGACGGCAUAUUUAAACUCACUUCAGAUGGCAAGAAACAAUAAACAAGGGUGAUGGGUGGCACUAACAACAGUAUGAUAAAGCACAAUUUAUAAUUCCACAAGGGUAAGGUGGCACAGUUGUGUAGAAAAAAAACAUUGAAAUUUGUCGGUAGCCUGACGACAGUCACUUUAACAACAGAAACAUAGCCUUCAGAGAUAAGAGAGGGCUACGUUCUGAGGUCAGUUUCUUCAGUAACUCCAGAAGAGAGUUUAUUGUGCGAUUUGUGAGGAAAAUUGCUUUACAUACGACUUGGUACAUCAACCUAUUCAACAUGGCAGAAAAAGGCAGCAUGAGCUGCAGAAUGUGUAUUUUUCCAUCAUGGGUUUGACCAGUACUACUUAUUUUAAAAUGUGUCGAAAGUAGGCUUGGAUCAAAGAAGAGUGAACUACUGUCAAUAGAAAUACUUCACUUGAAAGAAACAGAACCAAAGCAGUGGUGGGAAAGCAAUUGAAGAUUGUAUGUUGAAGAUUCUCCACUGUCACUAUUCUGACUGUAUGUAUCUACAGUUAAGCUCAGGGGUUUACAUAUAGGUGACAAUGGAGAGGGAUUGUCUGUAAUCAUGCUAACUAUUCUCUUUUUUUUUGUUUUUGUAGCAUAUGGUUUCAUACUUAUUUGAUGUAAUACUUCACCCUUAAGUAUUUUUUUUAGAAAGCUCACAUUUCUUCUGAACAUUUUAAUCUAAACUUAUUACUAGAGAAAUUGCAAAAUUUCAUUAUCUGAUGCUUCGUGGGAGUGUUGCUGUAAAUUUUAAUGGCAUCUUGUCUCGAAACAUUUUCUGACACAAGUAGGCCUUUGUUAAUUUGUGAUUUCAUUUAACAGAAUUGUCUUUGCUCUCUCCUGUAUAUCCUCCACAAGAGUACUUUUCUAUAUAUUGCACAGGUGCUUUUGUUUUUGCU
This is a messenger RNA of Carcharodon carcharias (great white shark), 6936 nucleotides long. It is a transcript of the gene greb1l, whose product is annotated as GREB1 like retinoic acid receptor coactivator. Gene Ontology annotation, biological process: kidney development; multicellular organism development. The coding region runs from base 207 to 6014 and encodes 1935 amino acids. The record is from RefSeq and is a predicted model, not a curated record. The transcript is spliced from 33 exons. Lineage: Eukaryota; Metazoa; Chordata; Chondrichthyes; Lamniformes; Lamnidae.